This is a messenger RNA of Zeugodacus cucurbitae (melon fly), 1201 nucleotides long. RefSeq lists its product as uncharacterized. NCBI's taxonomy places the organism in Eukaryota, Metazoa, Arthropoda, Insecta, Diptera, Tephritidae. The transcript has 4 exons. Bases 477 to 1106 code for a protein of 209 amino acids. The record is from RefSeq and is a predicted model, not a curated record.
CCUUAUCUUCUUUACUAUUAGAAUAUCUACUAAUGCUAAAAAUUUGAUCUUUAGAUAUAAUACGAGUUAAAGGGUAUACAUUUCUAGACGAAAUUACUCAGAUUUACUUUAUCUUCAUCAGAUAAGUAUCAAGCUAAAUCAACGUACUGCUAAGCAAACUGAAAAUAGUUGUAGAGUUUUCUGCCAGCAUUGAAGCGUCAUGCCUCAAAAGCUUUAGAGGUUCGUGAAACCUUUAAAACUCUGUCAAUGAGGUCUAUUAUGGAUCGGCUACGAAUCAGCAUCAGUUAUUCCUUUGGACAUAAACAAACUUCAACUCAAUAAAUCAGACUUUAGUAUCGCUUGCAGCACCCUGUAUAAAUGGAAAUUGCGCAUACUAAGUGCAAAUUGCGCAGAUUGAACCCAAUUUUGUGCUGCAGCGCAGUUGCAAUUCAACAGUCCAUAUUGAAAUACUUGGUAAAUUUUAGAACCGCAUAAAUAUGCUGUUAGUCAGACGCCAAGAGCUACCGUCUUGUUUAUUUAUAAUCUGUUUAACAGCAUUUUGUGUAAAACGCGUCGCCGAAGGUCUUGUAGCAUUUCCACGAGGAGGCUCACUGGGCUACUUAACAGCAGUAGCUAUACCGCUUGAUCUGCCUAAUAAGAAUGUGUAUGUGGCUUUUAAUUUUGAGGCAAAUUACGGAAUUCCACCAAAUGACUCCUACUACUACUGGGUGGAUCGGUGGAACAUAGAUAAGGAGAAUGUGGGUGUCGGUAAUGAUGUGACGCCUAUAAACAAUCGUCGACGUCGCAGCAUCGGCCAAACCUAUACACGCAAUGCUUUCUACCGCAGCAUUGUCGGCUAUCUGGAUUAUUAUGACAUGAAUGGCACUGGCUGUCUGUUGAGGACAAUUUGCGAUGUGUCCGCUUCCAAUUUGGAUGAGCAUAAUGGACUGCUCGGCACUCUUUUCAAAAUCCUCUUCAUGCCAACGACAUCCGCCCUUGAAAAUGAAAACACACUCGACUAUGUGGAUACUUACGCUGCGGAGGCGCAUGGUCUCAAUGGUGAUUGCACGCAAUAUGGACAAUGGUGUCCGCAUGGACUACUUCAGCUGAUAUCCGAAUGGUUUUAGCUGAGAUUGCGCCAGGGAAAUUUACGUGGACAAUAAUGUAAAUGUCAUUUAAAUUAUGUGUUGGAAAAGAAUUUGUUGCUUUUUUAUUUAUGCUA